This is a messenger RNA of Ornithorhynchus anatinus (platypus), 2930 nucleotides long. RefSeq names its product DEP domain containing MTOR interacting protein (gene DEPTOR). Lineage: Eukaryota; Metazoa; Chordata; Mammalia; Monotremata; Ornithorhynchidae. The coding region runs from base 21 to 1229 and encodes 402 amino acids. Gene Ontology annotation, molecular function: protein binding. Gene Ontology annotation, biological process: intracellular signal transduction; negative regulation of TOR signaling. The transcript is spliced from 10 exons. The record is from RefSeq and is a predicted model, not a curated record.
GGCGGCGGCCAGAGGCGAGCAUGGAGCGGGAGGAGGAGGAGGAGGAGCAGGAGGGCGGCGGCGUGCGGCCCCGGGAGCUGGAGCACAUGGCCGAGAUCCUCGUCACCGGGGAGCAGCUACGGCUCAGGCUGCACGAGGAAAAGGUGAUUAAAGAUCGAAGACAUCACCUCAAAACCUACCCGAACUGUUUUGUGGCCAAGGAGCUGAUCGACUGGCUGAUUGACCAUAAGGAAGCUUCAGAUCGAGAGACCGCCAUUAAACUGAUGCAGAAAUUAGCGGAUCGGAGCAUCAUUCAUCAUGUGUGUGAUGAGCAUAAGGAAUUCAAGGAUGUCAAACUUUUCUACCGCUUCAGGAAGGAUGAUGGCACGUUCCCUCUGGAUAAUGAAGUGAAGGUGUUUAUGAGAGGACAGAGGCUGUACGAGAAGCUGAUGAGUUCUGAAAACACCCUCUUGCAGCCCAGGGAAGAAGAAGGCAUCAAGUACGAGCGAACCUUCAUGGCGUCAGAGUUUCUCGAGUGGUUGGUUCAGGAGGGCGAGGCCACGACGAGGAGCGAAGCGGAGCAGCUCGGCCACAGGCUCUUGGAACACGGCAUCAUUCAGCACGUGUCCAACAAGCACCACUUUGUGGACAGUAAUCUCCUGUACCAAUUCCGAAUGAACUUCCGGCGGAGAAGGAGGCUGAUGGAGCUGCUCAGUGAAAGAUCCCCCUCAUCCCAGGAAACCCACGACAGCCCCUUUUGCCUGCGGAAACAGAACCAGGACAACAGGAAGCUCACCAGCUUCGUCUCAGUGAGCCCCAGCAAGGAGAUCAAGAUCGUGUCGGCCGUGAGGAGGAGCAGUAUGAGCAGCUGUGGGAGCAGCGGUUAUUUCAGCAGUAGCCCCACCCUCAGCAGCAGCCCGCCGGUCCUCUGUAACCCCAAGUCGGUGUUGAAGAGACCCGUCACUUCUGAUGAACUGCUGGCCCCUGGGGCCCCCUAUGCAAGGAAGACUUUCACCAUUGUUGGUGACGCAGUAGGGUGGGGCUUUGUCGUAAGAGGAAGCAAGCCAUGUCACAUUCAGGCCGUGGAUCCCAGCGGCCCUGCAGCAGCGGCUGGAAUGAAGGUCUGUCAGUUUGUGGUUUCUGUCAACGGACUCAACGUCCUCCACGUCGACUACCGGACGGUGAGCAACCUGAUCCUGACCGGCCCUCGAACCAUUGUCAUGGAAGUGAUGGAGGAGUUGGACUACUAAGGAAGGAAGCUUUCCCGUCCUUCCCUCCCUCCCUGCCCCCCCGCCUUCACCGGACAGUUUGUGAACAGAACGUGAGCAGCCUCGGAGCAACCCAGAUCAGCGCCCGGACGACGUUCCUCAGCUCCAUCGAAUGGAUGACUUUGAUUUUCGUAGCCUCCCCCCUCUGACUGGUAUUUUUGCAUGGACCGAUGUCUUCUAAUAGGAAAAAUGCCCUCCAGAAUGCUCCCCCGUCCUUCUGGCAGAAAACCCGUUUGGAUGCCGAGUUUACCCAUCGACAGUGCCGUUUUGAGGAUUUCUUUGCACAUACGAUGUCCGUGUUUUUUCACUGUGAGAUUUUUUUUUUUGACAUAAAGCCUUUGACAACCUCCUAGGAGGCAUCAAACUGUUAGCAUUUUUCCCUUCGUGAAUGGGAUGCUGACAUACUAGUUGCCAAGCCACCUCGACACUGAACGGGACUGCAACUUACCUCCAAUUGAACCCAUGCAGGAAGGGCCUGGGGCGGUCGAAUCUGCCCCAUCGGCAUUUUAAAAACAUUUAAGCGUCUGAAAACCGCAAGCGUCCUUGAUAACAUUUUGUGUCUCCCACCGGGAGUACAUUUCACGUUCACCUUCUCAUUCUAGGAGGAUUGGGGGGAACGCUUUAUAUGAUGUACAGAGGAACGAUGACCCCUUCAUGAAUCCGAAUCAUCUGGGGCUCUAAAUGAACCAGCGUGGUUUUCUGAAGUUGCUUCUGAAUACGAUGAAUGUGUAGAGUAGCUUGCAAAAAUAUACGUUUAUGUAUAUAAAUCCAGAUAGACAUAAAGCAUAUGUUGUGACGGGAAUAUGCCGAGACGAUUUCCUUUUGUCAGUGAAAAAUACAGUUCCUGGCCGUUUUUCUCUUCCCUCGAGUACUAGCUGUCUAAUGAAGGACGAAUGGGUGACCUCUCUCUCGCUCUUGGCAUCUGGGUCUUCACUCUCUGACGUCGGACGGAGUCCCCCGUGAUUGUUAGAGCCCAUUGGCCGGGGCUGAAAUCGCAUGUUUUCUUCUGGGCUCGCCUGAUAGACGGUGUCCGAUUCCCGGAUGAGAGUCCUCCGAAUGGUCGCCGGGCGUCCUCGUUCCCCAGAGCCCAAGCACUGGCCAGCCCUCAUCUGAUCACAUGUAAUCGGCGAUUUAUGCACGGACACGAUCGAAGAAGUUGUUGGUGGCCGCUGAACCAAGAUGCCUCGCGUGUUUUCCAGGGAAUGCAGCGUUCAGCACCAUUUUGCUCACCAGACAUCCAAGUGAAUUCGAGUAAGAACUAACAGCAAGUCUCACCGAUUUACUUUCACCCACGGUCUUACGUGGUGCUACCUCUUUAUGUGACAUCUACCAUCUUUUUCAAAAGCGACGGUUCAUUCUUUUAGGACGAGAGAAAGAGAUCAGUACAAAUUCCAUUUUAAAGAAAAUACUCUGUCGCUGAGCUCCUAAGGCAGAUCAUUGGCUGUACUGGCUGCCCACUCCAGGACUAUUUUAUGGAUAUACCCUGCUCUACCCUGUUAGCUGGUGAUGAGAAGAAUCAGAUGGUGGUUGAAGACUAGUUAGGCCUUGGAGAGAUGCCCCUCACUCCAAUUCACGAUUGAACAAUGGCUUACUUGCAAACAACUCCGUCCCAGUUUCCGAUUCUUGCUCGGUGCCUCAUCCUAAACAAUGAUAUUUUCACAAGGCCGUUGUGGGGACUACCAA